AUGAAGAGGCAGAAUUCUUCAAGAAACUCAUACAGAAACUCACAUAGAGGCUCGUAUAGAAAAAACUCAUAUAAAAGUCGAAAUGUUACUAAUUCAACGAGCGAUAGGAUUAUUUUAAAUGUUGGUGGAAUUAUACAUGAAACCACUCGUUCAACCUUGACUUCUUAUCCACAGACAAUGCUUGGCAGAAUGUUCGAUCCUGCAAACACUGCAAUGCUUAAACCAACAUAUCCUAAUGGUAACGAAUAUUUUAUUGAUCGUAAUGGUCAUGUUUUUUAUUAUAUCAUGGAAUUCUAUCGUAAUGGUGAUGUCCUUUUGGACGAAAGAACCUUUAAAAUUACAUUACCAUACCAUGAUGAAACUCUCAUAUCAGGACAAAUUUUACGAAGGGAAUUCGAUUACUUUCAAAUUCCCAUUUUGGAAAAUAAAAUUGAGCUUGCUGAGCGACGUGGGGCUGCUUUAGUAGACGAAUUUGCUGAUUUAUUGGAAGAAGAAAUUGUGCAAUCCAUAAGCAAAAUCAUCAACAGAAUCGCAAUUCUCUUUUGUGAAAAUGGAAGUGAUUCAUAUCAGAAGGGAGAGUUUAUUAGAAAUUUCCACAAGUCAGGGUAUGCAAUCUUAAAACACUUUGCCAACAGAAUAAAAGCGCGGAUUGAGAUUCAAUUUCCAUCGAUUGGUUGGCAGAUUGUAGAAUAUAACAAUGAUCCAUCAAUGAGAUUAAUUUUGACUAAUUUUAUCAAUAUUGAGAAUGUCAUGGACCUUAUUAAGUCUGGACAAAAUACGCCAGAAAACAAUGAAGAGAAUGAGUGA
This is a messenger RNA of Funneliformis geosporum, 807 nucleotides long. The record is from the annotation of a GenBank genome assembly. Lineage: Eukaryota; Fungi; Glomeromycota; Glomeromycetes; Glomerales; Glomeraceae.